AUAUUUGAGGCACCAUCCCUACCACUGCCGGGCACUCGCGGCGCUGCUAACGGCCUGGUCACAUGCUCUCCGGAGAGCUACGGGAGGGCGCUGGGUAACCUCUAUCCAAGCCGCAGCGGCGAGGAGGAGGGAAAAAGCGAGCAAGGAGGAAGAGUGGGAGGAGGAGGGGAAGCGGCGGAGGAGGAAGGGGAGGAGGAGGGGAGCACAAAGAAUCCAGGUCUCCCGGCGGGAGGUUUAUACCAAGAACCAUGUGUGCCGAGCGGCUCGGCCAGUUCGUGACCCUGGUUUUGGUGUUUGCCACCUUCGAUCCGGCGCGGGGAACCGACGCCACGAACCCGCCCGAAGGUCCCCAAGACAGGGGUUCGCAGCAGAAAGGCCGUCUGUCCCUGCAGAACACAGCUGAGAUCCAGCACUGUUUGGUCAAUGCCGGUGACGUGGGAUGUGGUGUGUUCGAAUGUUUCGAAAACAACUCCUGUGAGAUUCGGGGCUUACAUGGGAUUUGCAUGACUUUUCUGCACAACGCUGGAAAAUUUGACGCCCAGGGCAAGUCUUUCAUCAAGGAUGCCUUAAGAUGUAAGGCCCACGCUCUGCGGCACAGGUUCGGCUGCAUAAGCCGCAAGUGCCCGGCCAUUAAGGAGAUGGUGCUCCAGCUGCAGCGGGAAUGCUACCUCAGACACAACCUGUGCUCCGCAGCACAGGAGAACAUCCGGGUCAUAGUGGACAUGAUCCACUUCAAGGACCUACUGCUGCACGAACCUUAUGUGGACCUCGUGAACCUGCUGCUGACCUGUGGGGAGGAGGUGAAAGAGGCUGUCACCCACAGUGUCCAGGCUCAGUGUGAGCAGAACUGGGGAGGCCUGUGCUCCAUCCUGAGCUUCUGCACUUCAGCCAUCCAGAGACCUCCCACAGUGCCACCUGAGCACCAUCCCGUCGGGGACAGAGCCAGACUCUCCAGGGCCCACCAUGGGGACACAGGCCACCACUUUUCAGAUCCCAGCAGCAGGGAGGCCAGCAGAGGCACCAAGGGUGAGAGAGGGAACAAGAGCCACCCAAAUGCCCAUGCCCGGGGCAGAGCCGGGGGCCAUGGCACACAGGGACCUUCUGGAAGCAGUGAGUGGGAGGACGAGCAAUCUGAGUACUCUGAUAUCCGGAGGUGA
Messenger RNA from Castor canadensis (American beaver), 1157 nucleotides. It is a transcript of the gene Stc2, whose product is annotated as stanniocalcin 2. The record is from RefSeq and is a predicted model, not a curated record. Lineage: Eukaryota; Metazoa; Chordata; Mammalia; Rodentia; Castoridae. Gene Ontology annotation, molecular function: hormone activity. Gene Ontology annotation, cellular component: extracellular region. Gene Ontology annotation, biological process: intracellular calcium ion homeostasis.